GAAAGUCUUUAUUUAUUAUAGAUACUAAAACAAUUACUGCUCGUGCAUGUGCGCGCGCCCGCACUGUGCGUGUGUAGUACUUCAUACAGAUGAUGAGGGUGGGAGUCACGCUCUCUUUGACGUAGACUCAAAUCGGCUCGGUUUCCAUAGCGCGCGUUAUUGCGCAACGCGACGGAUAAUUCGCUCUGUUCGGCCUUGGUGCGAACCAACUCGACUCUGUUCGUUUCAGUUCGGCUACGACGAAAGCACCAAAGUCUUCGGUCCUUCCUCCCACACGCGGGAGAGAUCACAUGCGGACAGGUGCAUGCGCAUUCCUUGUUCCCGGGCAGUUCGGGAUGCUGCUGGUCCUGAUGCUGCGGGCGGACGCGCAUCAUCAACACCACUAAAAGCGAUACGGACUUCGCGAGCUCUAGAACACGGAUCGGAUGGACUCCCGGCUUCACGGAACAUCAGAUCCCCGAUGACUCGAUGACAGCCGUCAAAAGAGCAUUUUCGUGCCAAUGGCGAUUAACAUGCAAUGAAGAUCAUGCGUGAUUUGUCAUCUGUAAUGUGUCUGAAUCCCAGCAGUCAGUGAAUGGACACAGACACGCACACACAUACAGAGACACAGACAGCUGUUUAUCCAGAUCACACCGUCAUUAGCCCAAUGCUUUGUAUGGAUGAUGUUUUGCUUUAAAUUCAUCAUACCGUCUGUCUAAAAUCUGGUGAUGCACGUCUUUUUCACCAUCCUGGAAAGUAGUCCGACUUUUUAAUCUGGAUAUGUUAAAAGGCACGUGAAGAUGGACGGGAUUAUUAAUAUUCUGGGUGUCCUGGUGCUGAUAUUUGAAGGCAUCUCAUGCCAGGGAGUGUAUGCGCCCCCUACCGUUCGUAUCGUGCACUCAGGUCACACGUGUAACGUAGAGGAGGAACGUUACUCAGAGAGAGUCUACACCAUCCGUGAGGGUGAGACCCUUGAACUCACCUGCCUGGUCACCGGACAUCCACGGCCACAGAUUCGAUGGACCAAGACUGCAGGCAGCAUUUCAGAUCGCUUCCAGGACAACAGUGUAUUCAAUGAAACUCUUCACAUAGCUAAAAUCCAGAGACAUCAGGGUGGACGAUAUUACUGUAAGGCGGAGAAUGGACUGGGUUCACCGGCCAUUAAAUCCAUUCGAGUGGACGUCUACUAUCUUGAUGAUCCAGUGGUGACAGUUCAUCAGAGUAUCGGUGAAGCUAAAGAGCAGUUUUAUUAUGAGAGAACCGUGUUUCUGCGCUGUGUGGCAAACUCCAAUCCUCCGGUCCGAUACAGCUGGCACAGAGGACGAGAUGUUCUGUCUCAAGGGUCUGAUAAAGGUGUGGAGAUCUACGAACCCUUCUUUACCCAGCAGGGGGAAACAAAAAUCCUGAAGUUGAAGAACCUGAGACCCAAAGACUACGCCAACUACAGCUGUAUCGCCUCCGUCAGGAACGUCUGUGGACUCGCUGACCGCAGGGUCAUCUUCAGACUCACCAAUAAAACAGCGUCUCCAUCCAUCAAACUGUUGGUGGAGGAUCCAAUCGUGGUGAAUCCCGGUCAGACGGUAUCACUGGUGUGUAUCACCACCGCUGGAGAACCCACACCAGAUCUGAUCUGGACCAGCAGCUCGGGCUCUCUGCCGGAGAAGAGUCUGGUAAAAGACGGCACGCUCACUUUACCGGCCAUCUCAUCGGAAGACGCCGGCGUCUACGGCUGUGUGGCCAGCAAUAAUGUGGGCAACCCAGCCAAAAAAUCUACAACUAUCAUCGUUCGAGCGCUGAAGAAAGGCAGAUUCUGGAUCACUCCAGACCCGUACCACAACGACGACAACAUCCAGAUCGGUCGAGAGGUGAAGAUCUCCUGUCAGGUGGAAGCCACGCCGCCCGAGGAGCUCUUGUUCAGCUGGCUGAAGAACGGCCGGGCCCUACGCAGCUCAGAACGUAUGGUCAUCACCCAGACCGAUCCUGACAUCUCCCCUGGAACAACUAACCUGGACAUCAUUGACCUGAAGUUCACAGACUUUGGCACGUACACCUGUGUAGCGUCACUGAGGGGCGGCGGGAUUCCAGAAAUCAGCAUCGAUGUAAACAUCUCGUCCACUACUGUCCCUCCUCUGUUUUUCUCUUUCUUAGUUCCUCCGAGCCUGAGCGUGCCACGGGGAAAAUCCCCACUGGUGGUACGGGAGGGUGACACGGUGGAGUUGGAGUGCCUUGUUUCAGGGAAACCCAAGCCCAUCAUCCUGUGGUCCAGGGCCGAUAAGGAGGCGCCGAUGCCGGACGGCAGCGUGCAGAUGGAGAGCUACGACGGUGUGCUGCGAGUGGUGAACGUAUCGCGUGAGAUGAGCGGAUCUUACCGCUGUCAGACCAGCCAAUAUAACGGCUUUAACGUGAAGCCACGCGAGGCUGUGGUUGAGCUGAUAGUCCAAUACCCACCCACAGUGGAGCCGGUUUGGCAGGAGGUCCGUCAGGGUUUGGGUCGGCCGGUAGUGAUGAACUGUCGUGUUUUACGGGCACAUCCGUCACGUGUGCUGCGUUACGAGUGGAGGCUGGGAUCUCGACUUCUGCACGCCGGACAUUUUGACUCACGAGACGAUACUGAAUACACCAUACGCAUCCUCACGCGAGAAGGCUACGGCGAGUACACCUGUGACAUCAUCAAUGAGGCGGGGCAAGGACGCUGUACUUUCCUGGUCACUGGUAAAGCUUACGCUCCUGAGUUUUACUAUGACACUUACAGUCCUCUAUGGCAGAACAGACCGCGUGUUUACGGCUAUAAGCUGCAGUGGACACAGAUGAAUCCUAAUGCUGUAGACCGAGUCAUGGCGUAUCGCUUGGGAAUACGACAGACCGGACAGCAGAGAUGGUGGGAGCAGGAGAUUCCUGUAGAUGGAAACAUUCAGAAAGGAGAACUGAUCACACACAAUCUAACAGAGCUCAUCAGACCCGAGGCGUACGUGGUCCGAUUGACGCCCAUCACGCGGUUUGGAGAGGGCGACUCGACUAUCAGGAUCGUCACCUAUAGUGCUCCUAUUAAUCCACAUCUAAGAGAGUUUCAUUGUAGCUUUGAAGAGGAGCCCAUGUGUAUGUUUACUCAGGACAAGAGCGAUGAUUUUGAUUGGACGAGACACAGCGCAGCCACUCGUGACACUAAAUACACACCAAACACGGGUCCCAGCGGUGACCGCAGCGGAUCUAAACAGGGUUUUUAUAUGUACAUUGAGACGUCCAGACCACGGAAAGAUGGCGACACUGCUCGUCUCAUGAGCCCCGUGUUCAACAUCGCCCCUAAAAAUCCUCACGGCAUCACCAAUCCUCCAGAAUACUGCUUGACUUUCUAUUACCACAUGUAUGGUAAACACAUCGGUACAUUGAAUGCUUUUAUGAAGCAGAAAGGUCAGUCGAGCUCAGACACCGGACCGGUUUGGUCCCUCAGUGGGAGUCAAGGGGAUCGCUGGAGACAAGCCAAAAUUACCAUUCAUCCACUUUCAUCUUUCCAGGUCAUAUUUGAAGGCAUUCGUGGUCCAGGUAUCGAAGGGGACAUAGCCAUCGAUGAUGUCACUCUCGAGGAGGGGCAGUGUCCUGACCCACCAUCCAAUCCUAUCAGAGGAAAAGCUUCACACAAAGUCUUCAGUAUAUGGCCAUUGUGCGGCACACUGUUUUUUACUAGUAUUUUCUUUCAUCAGAGGUGACGUACCACAUGAGAAAAGCCUGGAAAUGCAUCUUUUAAUAUUUAAUCACCAAAGAUUCACGCUUUCAGACUGCUGAGAGGCACAAGGCCGCGGCUCCACGUGGAAUAAAUCCAUGACACAAAUACAAACCUACACAGAAAAGUAAUAAAGAUUCGCUGACGUCUCUCUCUCUGAUGAAACUGUUGGGUAAGAUGAUCUCAGGAGAACAAUUUAUGGAGAGCGAGGCUUUAAACACUGACCUGAGAACAGUCAGAAAAGCACAAUGACAAAUUCACCAUCUGACUGUAAAGAUUUAAGUAAAGAAGAAUCUCACGAACGAUUCCUUCCUCCCUGUGCUUCAUCAUCAAAUCUCUUAUUUGGUUUCGAUUCAAUCCUCCCGAGAGACACUCUGCUUCUCCUCGUCCUCCCAUCAUCAUCAUCUACUUUUGAUUUUUAACGUUGUUUUACUUUGGCUUCAACGCUGGUAAGACUUUACUUUAUAUCCCAACAUCAGUAGCAGCCUGACACUGUGCACACAUCUGCAGAAGAUCCACGACUCCAUCACUUCUGUCUUCAGAAUCUCUGCCAUUAUAAAAGAAGUGCCUUCAGGUUAAAACCCCAUCUGUGAGCCUGACCGUUCAUGUUUCUAGCAUCAUCUAUGGGCUAUUUUAUACACAUUUAUAUAUAUAUAUCGCCCCUUAAGUGCUGGGACACAGAAGGCACAACAAACAGCUGAAUGGAGGACCGGCCUGAAAUCCAUCUUAAUGUGGAUAAACCUUUACUGAAAACCAGAGAUGAGAUCAACAGAGAACUGCAGUUAUAAACUCAAUCCUGCUGUCGCCAUCUUCACCCUUCAUACAAUACUGAACAAUGAGAGAAAACAAACAACUAAUAUUCAUAAUUAUAAUACUAUUUUAUUACUCUAUCCUCCUGAAUGUGUUUCAGCUUUUACAUACAAACUUUGCAGUGUCGUCUACCUGAACGCUCCAACAGAUGGUUUUUAAUAACGAUGUUGUAAAUGAAACAAAAAAUUAUGAAGAAAAGAUUUACGUACGUUGUGUUAUGAAAAUGUUUUGACAAACUGUGUCGCGUUACUUCUUAUUUCUGUUGAAAUGUUUGACUGAUUUCUUGUCGUUUCCCUUGCAUUGUUAAAACCGGGCGGCAGUAAUCGUUCAGCUGUAUAUGUAAAGCCGAUCUGUUCAUUCAGGUUUCUAUGUAGAAAUCAAUGAAGCACAACAUUUAAAUGCAGUUUUUCUUUUAAAUCGUAUAUGUGACCGUUUCCAUGUAAAGCUGAAGAAAUGAAGUUCAUCUUUAGUUUACAUCACACGCUGGACUGGGCUUCUCAUCUUAACGUCAGCUCGGGUCAUUUAGUUUCAACAUCUCUCGCUGUUUAUAUGUGCAUUGCUUUAUCUUUUUUUAUGUAAUGUUCAGAUAUAUAAUGAAUAUAAUUUGUUACACAAAAAUGUACACUUAUGAAAUAAGUAAUAAAUAAAUGAUUUAUACCAGACACAAUCCUAAAAAUAAAGGUGCUUCAUGAUCAACGUUGGGUAAGUUACUCAAAAAAGUAAUUAAUUUCUAUUUACUAAUGACAUCUUCAAUCAUGUCAUCAGAUUACUGUACAAAUGACUCUCUCCAAAAAGUAUUAAAUGACUUAUUACUAAUAAAUAAAUCCUAUUUAGUAAAUGAUACAAAGAUAGGCUUGAAACAGCUGAAAUAAAUCAUAUUAAAGUACAUCAAUUAUUCUGCUCACACUUUUUAAGGUCCAAUUCUCGUGUUAACUAUUUACUACUUUUGGCUCAAUAUAUUCCUAUUAACUGCUUAUUAAUACUUAGUAAAGUAGUUGUUAAGGAUUGGUAGGAGCUUAUUAAGUAUUAAUAAACAGACAAUAUGUCAGUAAUAUUAAUGCUAAUAACCAACUGGUUAAUAGUGAGAAUUGAAUGUUACCAUUAUUCCUAUAAGUAUUUAAAGUGAAAAAAGAUUUAUAAAAAAAACAUUAAACUUUAAAAUAGACUUUAAGGCCCGUAUCAUACACCCGGCGUAGUUUCAACCCAGUGCAAUGAUAAUUUUCAUGUUUAGCGCCACGUUGUUUAAAUAGCUAAUGCAUUUGCGCCCAAUGUUGCGCCCAUUGGCGUUCUGGUGUGUUCAGGCGCAUUGUUGGCGCGUUGCUAUUUUGAGGCAACUAAAAUAGACUACACCAUUGACCAACUUAAACCUGGUCUAAAGUCUAAAGUCAAUGUUGUUUUUGUUAUUUAAAGAGCGCGUUAGAAAUAUGCGUCUAUUUUAAGCAACGCGUGUUUGCUUAUCACAUACAUGAAUGCGCAGCAGCACAGAAACGCUUUUAAAUAUGAAACAUUAAAGGAUUGAAAUGUAAAAGACUAUUAUUGAGUCUCUUGGACAUAAAUGAGAACCGAUUAUGAGUAGUUAGAAGACUUUAUGAGCUGCUUCACCUGUAGCCUGGUAAGUAAAUAAAUGCUUUGCUUUAAACAAAUGCAUCUAUUUUUAAAUGUUUUUAAAUGCUACCACACGUAUUUAUUGUAUAUGAUGACUCUGUACCUGUGGAUAUGAUGAGAUGAGAAACAUUUUAAGUAAUGCUUUAAAAAAAACAUGGCGCUGUCCGAGUGCUGAAAUGCUUCGGCUCUCCGCACAUUUGUAAAUUCUUUAUCUUUUUUUGUAUUUUUAGAGUACAAACAUUUGCCUGCAAAUUAUUUUAUGAGAUUACAAUGAUUAUGUAGGAUAUCAAUACAUUUACAGCAAUUAAAAGCCUGCUAUUUGUACUUCUAUGACUGAAAGAAAACGACUUUUAAAGGUUUAAUCCAAAAAAAAUAAUAAUUUCAAUACAAAUAAAAACAACACAAUUUUUUACAUUAUUCUUAAACUGGGGAUCUUCUUCCUCCGUUUAGUUUUUCAGUUUAAAAUUCCGCUUUCUAAAUAGGGAUUAGGCAUGGCGCCAGGUGCAACUGGCUUUUAUAGGGGAUGAGAGCUGAGACUCUUAUUGGUUUAUUGCACGUUACGCCCAAAACACACCCAUUUCUCAUUACGAGAAUAGGAACAACCCUUUUAAGCCAUGCGCUUGGUGCAUAAACCAUUUUUAGCAUCAUUAAAUUUGCAAAAGUGGGUUUGGACACGCCCGUAUAGACCGUGUGCUUUAGACAAUGCGCCUAGAUCAUUAAAAUAGGGCCCUAAAUGUUGAUGCUAAAUCAUUGAUCUACAGUCCAUACACAGGAUUUACUUAAAUUACAUCAGAAGUAACUCUCAUUAAGGGAUUACUCUUAUUUUUCCUGUAAUUUACUUUACUUUUUCAAAGAAAAACAAAUUAAAUUACAGUAACUAAUUACGUAAUUUUUAGCUUAAUAAUGUUCCAUAAAAAAACUUUGAACAUAUUAAGAUUAUAAAAAACUAUGAUAGAAAUAUUUCUUCUAAGAUCCUUUGACUGAAUGAUUCUUUGAGCAACCGAACAUAGUGAAGCACCUUUAUUUUUAGGAGUGCGGAUGGUGAAAACCCAGAUAGCAGCUCCGGUGCGGAUCCGGCCCAGAGUCCAGAGCUGGUAUAGAUGUCAUCUGAGAUCUCUUAUCUUCUUCUUCCAUGGAUUAACACAAAAAAGUGAAGCGUUUGUACCUCAGUGGUGCUUUAUUAAUGGAAACAUGCAUUACACUGUCAUCAGGUUAUAACAUCUCCGAUCAUGAUGUAGUAUUUUAUUUCAAAAGGUUUAAAGCUGCAGUCAGCUGAAUUGUCAUUGAUUUAUAAUUCUAAUCUGAUCUUCAGUACUUUACCUGGAGCAGGUCACAUGUAUGUACUGUAUUGUGUAUUGUGUGUCGGUAAAUCAGAGUAGAAUGACUGAUACAAAACUUUACAUUACACAAUACCAUCUUAAUUCACUCUCUUGAUUUAUCCUAAUCCAGCAUCAGUAUGUGUCAUUCAGAUUAUUUACCAAUACAGUACACACAGCACAUUUAAAUCUAUUUAAUCAUAACUUCAUGGGUUUAAGUCACUCCUAUCAACAUGCUGUAGUUUGCUGUUACUGUGCUUUAUUUUAUUGAUUUAAUGCAGACAGACGUAUGGAGACCGACUGGAGUUGAUGUGGUUGUGGUGGAGUAACAGUAGCUGUGUUUCCAUUACUCUUUAAAUUUCACGCAAUUGACGGCCAAAACAUGUCAAUUUCACAAAUACUCCCAUAUCACAAAAUCGCAUGAGGUGAUUUUUCAGGCAAUUCAGAAAAGGUUUUAUUUCACAAAACUAAAAUGGAAACAGUUUAUUCACAUUUCACCUGAUAAAAGUAUUAUUUGAAGAUGAAGCUGUGUCUUCCAGAAACACCUCAAUACGUGUCUGCUCACAACUAUAAGAGGUUUUCCUUGGCAAUAAUGUUUGGAUAAUACUCUUACGUCUCCUUCGGUUAAAAAUAAUGCCUGUGGUGGAUAAGAUAUUAGUAAACCUACCAACAUCAGUCGAUGUAAUGUUUAAUGAUACGAUAAAAAAAUCUUUGCUGCCUUAAAUUAUUUUGUUGAAUCAACUCAGAUUUACAAAUCAUUUCAAUUUACUUUCAAUUAAAAAUGUAUCUUGACAAGAGAGAAGUUUAAUUUUCAAUUAUAUUUUAUAAGUAUCUCAUCUGUAGUCAAGAUAAAUACUAUUAGUUAAUUCAACAAAAAAAAUGAGAGCAUCAAAGAUUUUUUACAAUGGAGGAAAAUAUGUUUCAGUUUCAUAUCAGCAAAUCUGGAAACGCAGCUACAUGUAGUGUUGACCAAACAUACUGUACACCCAUCUGUGUUUCUGUCAUUCACAUUCAUUCAAUCAUUCAUUCUAGUGUUUAUAGUUGAGUUUGUAUUUGAAUGACAGAUUUCAUGAGUUUUACAGGAGUCACUGGAUUAUUUAUAGCGUUUCUCAGCUCUGUUCCUGGAGGACUUUACAUCUGACCCCAUUAUUUCCCAUCUUGGAGUCUGAGCUGAUGAAUGUUUGAAUAUAAAGUGAAUGUGUUGUAGUGUUGGUGUUCCUCCGGGAUGGUUGAGAAAUACAAAACUCAAUGAUCUGUCGCUCAAAUCAAUCUCAAUGAAAAUGAAUUGGGUUUUCUUCUCUGGUCUACAGUGAAAUCAUCUCUAUUGACUGUACUGUACAAUCAUUCUGCUCUGAUUAAUAUCCAAUCAUUUCACUUCUAUUUCUUUGGACUAUCAUCCAUUUUGUGUCAUUCUUGCAACUAAGGAUGAAAAAUAAAGAAAGCUAUUUUA
Molecule: messenger RNA, 8878 nt
Organism: Misgurnus anguillicaudatus (oriental weatherfish)
Lineage: Eukaryota; Metazoa; Chordata; Actinopteri; Cypriniformes; Cobitidae
Source: RefSeq, a predicted model, not a curated record